Molecule: messenger RNA, 513 nt
Organism: Andrographis paniculata
Lineage: Eukaryota; Viridiplantae; Streptophyta; Magnoliopsida; Lamiales; Acanthaceae
Product: transcriptional regulator SUPERMAN-like
Exons: 1
Coding region: 1-513 (170 amino acids)
Source: RefSeq, a predicted model, not a curated record
AUGGAUUCCAACUGUACCGAAGAAUCCAUAAAUUCCACCGACGAUUUAACCGACGCCAACGCCGGCGCCGCCGCCGGCCGUUCCUACGACUGCGUCUUCUGCAAGAGAGGAUUCAACACAGCGCAGGCCCUCGGCGGACACAUGAAUAUCCACCGGAAAGAUCGAGCCAGGAAUAAACCUAAUUCCAGCAAGCACAUCAGGCUGCACCACCAGAUCACGGCGGCGCCGGCGGCGCCGCCGAUCGGCGCCGAUUAUCAGUUUGAAUCUCCGGAUCAAAAUCAGGUCUUCGCCUAUUCUUCGGGUAUUGGAUUAUCCUUAUGUGAUAAUUACAGUUACCAGCCGCAGCAGAUCAUGGCCGUUGAUUACAAUCAUCGCCGGCGGUCGGAUCAGUCGCCGGCGGAGGAUUGGUCGGCCCUGAGCUUGAGGUUUGUGGAGGAUUUGGAGAGGAAUAAUAGAAUUCAAGAAAUGAAUCAUAAGGAGUUGGAUUUGGAGCUUCGACUUGGCUAUGAUUAA